UUUCAUUGAUGACUAGAAACUUAGGGUCACACGGGCAAAGCGUCUAUGCUCGAGCCCAAUGCCCGGGCUCGUGGAUAUUAUACAGGGUCAAUGGAUGCUGAUGUGGGUGCUUUGUUGAUUGGCUGACCCGGAUUGAUACUAGUACAUCGUCAAAAGGUCCUACUUCGGGUGCUGAAGGGUGUUUGCCUUGUGAGUUCCACUUUGUCUCUUACGUAUGUCCGGAAGAGCGUCUAACAACGUCCCUCCUUCUCUCUUACGCAUCUGGCAGCGGGAAGAAGAGGAUCGCAGACUCUCAGCCAGCAGGAUGGACUCAGCUAAGGCUAUCGUCUGCCAUGACACUCACGCCAACGGCGGCUGGAAAAUGGAGCAGGUUGGCGUCCGCAAGCCUGGUGAAGGCGAGCUUCUCGUUGAGAUGGUGGCCUCUGGCAUCUGCCAUACCGACGCAAUGAUUGGUGGCAUUCCGGGCGGAGCGGCUCCGAUCGCUUUCUAUCCGAGAGUGUUGGGCCAUGAAGGCAGCGGCUAUGUCAAGGAGGUUGGCAAGGGAGUGACCGUUGCUCAGCCUGGCGACCCCGUGCUUCUCUCGUUUGCAUUUUGCAAUACAUGUGAUAUUUGCAAAGCCGGCCACUACUCGAAUUGCAUUGACUUCAACGAUAUAAAUUUCGGCGGACCAUACAGAGACUUUACACUGGCGUCCAAAAGCGGUGAGCCAGAGAUAGGAGGUCAAUUCUUUGGACAGUCUUCGUUUGCCAACCUCUCGAUCGUGAGACAGUGCAGCGUUGUGAAUGCGAAGAACCUCGUCAAGGACAAGAAGGAGCUUCAGCUCUUCGCUCCCCUCGGGUGCGGCAUCCAAACUGGUUCCGGCACUGUGAUCAAUGCUGCAAAAGCGACUUCCAGCGAUGUCAUUCUAAUUAUGGGCCUGGGUGGCGUUGGGUUAAGCGCAAUUAUGGGCGCAAAGAUCCAGGGGUGA
Baudoinia panamericana UAMH 10762 is the source of this 967-nucleotide messenger RNA. RefSeq lists its product as uncharacterized. Gene Ontology annotation, cellular component: cytosol. Gene Ontology annotation, molecular function: zinc ion binding; S-(hydroxymethyl)glutathione dehydrogenase [NAD(P)+] activity. Gene Ontology annotation, biological process: formaldehyde catabolic process. Bases 215 to 967 code for a protein of 250 amino acids. The transcript has 3 exons. NCBI's taxonomy places the organism in Eukaryota, Fungi, Ascomycota, Dothideomycetes, Mycosphaerellales, Teratosphaeriaceae. The record is from RefSeq and is a predicted model, not a curated record.